CCGAGCACGCGGACGUCGUUGGUCUAAGCAGGAGCGACCCUUCCAUUCUCAUUGGCUCUUUUUUUAUUAUUAUUAUCACAAACGCUAAGAAGAGAGUUGUAAACGAAGCGCGUGCUUGCGGAGAAUCGCGGGGUCGACGAUACGCGUGCGUCUUUUCUCAUCUCUUCAGCACCGCGAGCUGUGGAUAGCAGGUCGUACCCGUUAACGAGCGAGGCGACGCAGCCCAUCGUCUGCUUUCUUUCUGUUGCUUACCCUCCCACCAUUUUGUUGAAUUUUCGCCAGCACCGGUAGCGUCUCGAGUCUAGCGAGCGGCGGAUUUGGGCACACCACCGAGGCUUUUGUUUCGCUCCUUGACGGGCAUUUAGUCGUUGCCCUCGUCGGAGCUAUUGACCGAUAGCUUAAGGGCAAGAGACCACCGCGUGCAUCUAUUCGGCGUGGUGGACGUAACGUUUUUUUUUUUUUCUCCCUCCGCCUUUUUAAGUUAGCCGUGUUAACGGUUAUCUAGCGGGAUCCUGGAUCGGGUGAGGCGGGAGCAACUGGCAGUGAAAAAAUACGCGAAAGCAUCGCUCGAGCGGUCCAACUAGCGCUAGCUCUCGAGCUAGCCUGACGCGCCGCAGUCGCAUCCCAUUGUUUGGGCUCCCAGCUUUCUCCCCGUCGCUGCCCGACCCCGGAUCCCGCGCUCUCGCCAACCUACUGUCCCUCGCGGCUGGAGCACUUUUAUUGCAGUUUUUAAAGCCGAAACGAUUUUUUAAGUUCCGUUUUAAACAUGUGUUCCCGGGUGUGGUUUGUAACCGAUCGGCGCAUCAGCCAGGAGUAUCCUCAAGUUCAGAUCCUGCGAGCUCUAAAGGAGCGCUGUGCAGAAGACGAUGUUGAAUUUCGAUAUCUCUUAAUGGAUGAGAUCGUUAUAACCAUCACCGACGGACAGCUUGGGCUGCGCGUGGGGCAGGAAAUGGUGACGUCGUACCCGCAGGUCGCCGUGGUGCGUGUCCCCACUCCGUGGGUGCAGUCGGACAGUGACAUCACUGUGUUGAGGCACCUGGAGAAGAUGGGAUGCCGACUGGUGAACCGACCUCAGGCCAUCCUCAACUGCGUCAACAAGUUCUGGACCUUCCAGGAGCUGGCAGGACAUGGAGUCCCACUGCCUGACACUUACUCCUACGGUGGCCAUGAUAACUUCCGCAAGAUGAUUGAUGAGGCGGAGCCCCUGGGCUAUCCCAUUGUGGUGAAAAAUGCUCGAGGACACAGAGGAAAGGCAGUGUUCCUGGCGCGCGAUAAGCACCACCUGACCGACCUGUGCCAUCUUAUCCGUCACGAGGCGCCGUACCUCUUCCAGGAGUACGUGAAGGAGAGCCACGGGCGGGACGUGCGUGUGGUACUGGUGGGCGGCAGGGUGAUCGGCUCCAUGCUGCGCUGCUCCACGGAUGGACGUAUGCAAAGCAACUGCUCGCUCGGUGGGGUGGGCAUGAUGUGCCCCCUGAGUGAGCAGGGCAAGCAGCUGGCCGUGCAGGUGUCCAACAUCCUGGGCAUGGAUGUGUGCGGCAUCGACCUGCUGCAGCUGAACGACGGUUCGUUUGUGGUGUGCGAGGCCAACGCCAAUGUGGGCUUCAUCGCCUUCGACCAAGCCUGCGGGAUGGACGUGGCAGGAAUCGUGGCGGACUACGCCCUCUCGCUCCUGCCCAGCCGCCUCAGCCGCAAGAUGUCACUGCUGUCUGUGGUGUCCAGCGCCAGCGAGACCAGCAGUGAGCCCGAGGUGUGCCUCCCCGCCGAGGGCUGCAUCCCGCCCGAGGUGGGCCCGCCUGUUGCCACCUGCACCAUCCCUGACGCAGUCAGCACCAUGAGCACCAGCUCUACCUCCAGCGAGAGUGAGGCGGAGCUUAAUGAGAUGGGCCAUGCCCCCAGCACAGCAGACCCCGCCUACAACAUCAACUCUCUCCUCGCAAAGGAGAUUAAACUGUUGACUGAGUGAGCUGUAGAUAAACGGCUACCACAUGUGCAAGCACGCUAAUACACACACUGAAGAUAUACAUGCAUAUACAGUAAAGACAUACAGUACAUAUACACAUGCAAGUUGAUAUGUUGCAUACAAUGGUCCAUCGUACACCUCGUGCACACACACAAACGCAAGUGUUGUCAUAUUAACCUACUGUGUAAAUGUUGGUAUGAGGCUGCUCCCCUGAUGUUUCGGUUUAACUAACUGCACUGUACAUUUUACAGUCAAUGUGAAAGUGUACACUCAAGCCAUGCUUAGUGCACUAGCUGAGGUGUAUACUCCAAUUUUUUGCAACCUAGAGCUAUGGCUGGACAGUUUAUUUCCCAUCAUAGCAAAAUCAUCAGUUAUCAUUCAAAUUUAUGCAGACUGACUUAAUAAUUAGACAGUGCACACAAACACAGUUGCAAAUAUGUAUAAAUAUAUAUGUAUGGAGAGAAUGAAUUCAGUCAGUCCCAAGACCAUUGCAAGGCUUGCUGAACAUGCUGCGCAGUGUGUUGUGAUCAUUUAAUGUGGUGAGAGAAAAGGGCCCUAAUCUCCUUGUUAGAGGUUUGUUAGCGUUUAAAGGAAUACUGUACAUGUGGCCUCAAAUUGUGACACCACCCUUAGUGUGGCACAUUUACAUUGCCAUUGAAUACAGAACAUAACUGGAAAAGCUGUAUAUAAUUCUCUUCCGAAUUCAGUUGAAUGACCCUUAGCUGUAUAGAGCAAAAAAGCAGUUAAGCACAUUUUUAGUUUCAGUGGCUGGCUGUAUGUAAUGAACCUUCUUACUACACAAGCACAAGAUCUAAAUGGUCUGAGUAGUUACUGAUUUGGAACCAGACUGGAGUGGUUUUAUUAGUGGUAAAGGUUAGAAUGUGGGUAUAACGAUAAAUUUGUCCUGUGUCGACACUUAAGAUGCCAACCUUCUGGCAACGAAUCCUUUCUUUAUUCUAACUCUGAUUUCAUAGAUUUCAAAAAGAUAAUUUUGUACUCAUUUUUAGUGCAGACAGGCAGGAUAUGUGACGUUGGGCAAGCCUUUCUCUUCUUUUUUAAUUUAAUGUUUUAGAGACUGUUCUUAAAGAGCAUAUUCUACCCAGAGCCAUUGCUGGUAUGGUUUGGUUAAUGAGGCAGUCAUUUUAGAAAAUCUGCUGUUCCCCAUUUUAAAUAGGAACAUUAAGUCACUCUGGUCCUAUAAAAUCUGCAAGGAGAAGUGACACAAGCAGAAAUACAAGGUGCAUUUAAAAUAUACCUUGAAAAUUUUAAUCUGCUUUCAUUGCCAAGUAUUCAUUCACUUGUCUUGUAAAUACAAGUUGAAAUGUGUGUGUACAACAUGUGGCACACCCAACUUUCCCAUUCUGAUUUUUAGCACCUAAGCAGCAAAUUAUGUAGAACAAGUAUACAUAGUGUGGAUGUGAAUUAGGUUUUGCAUUCCACAGCAGCUGAAAUUUUUGCCCAAACCUUUAAGCUGUCUUUUUGCAGUUUAUUUGUACAAAAUCUACAAUAAAACAUUAAAACUCAAUGGGUGCUAGGCCUUCUCUGAGUUCAUCUUGGCGGCGUAGUCUGAUAGAAAAACAAUUUUCUAGAGGACAAUGAGCUGAACUACCAUUCUUUUUAAGCAAGUUGGUCAGUUAAGGUCUUGUGUAUGGCGUUAAAAUGUAUUAGCAUGCCAUCUACUUUUGGUAACUUGAAGCAUCCUGCAGUAGCUCUGUCUGCCAUUUCACAACCUAGUUUCUGGAUUUAGCACAGGUCUGGAUGGAGUUUACAUCCAGACUGAAUUCAUUUUCACACUGAGUCUUAAUCUACAUAACACUGCAGCUCAUUUUCAAUAUGGACCAAAUUUAUAAUAUGAACUCUGUUUACAGUUUACAUUGUGUUUACAGGCCACAACAUUCAGAAAAAAAACAGUUUACAUUUAUGUAUAAUUUGUAGUGCUGAUAAGCUGAAAACAGUUGUAUCUUAGAAAUGAGACUUCUGAGACUUGGAUAAAACUUUUGUUAUAGUUUACAUUGAGACUGAAUUCAGAUUAAACUCAGGGAAGCAGCCUGGAUUACAUCCCUCCCCUGUCACAUGUGACAUCCAUCCGUACUUUGCCUAUAAUGUUCAACAUCCAACCAACCAACUGACUGACCAAUUAAUCUAUUUAAAAAUAAAUAAACAAAAAAUGCUUGUACCCUGAUGGUCAACAUGUACCUUUUCCCUUGUUUAUCAUGUUCAGUGUUUUUGUUUUUUAAUGGUUUAUUUUUAAGGAUAAAACUGGUUUGUGUGCCUGAAUCUUGGUUGGUUGGGGAACUGUGAAUGUGGAUUUAAAUGGAGCAGUUUAACUAACAAUGGUUAACAGCUAAAGCACAUGCAUACACACAUUCACCAUCACAUCACACCCCAUGUUGUGAUUUGUUGUAUUCUGUGAUGUGUUCCUUCAUUCCAUCACCUUUCAUAGGAGUGAACCAUAAUCAAGCAACCAGAGACACUAACACUCACUGUAAUCAGAGCCAUCAGUUGCUUUGCCUGUUUAUUGCUUUCCCCAAACCUGUCUUACUCCAAACCCUCACCUGAUAUUAAAGGGUGAGGCAAGA
This is a messenger RNA of Electrophorus electricus (electric eel), 4542 nucleotides long. RefSeq names its product ribosomal modification protein rimK-like family member A (gene rimkla). Gene Ontology annotation, molecular function: N-acetyl-L-aspartate-L-glutamate ligase activity; metal ion binding; ATP binding. The record is from RefSeq and is a predicted model, not a curated record. Gene Ontology annotation, cellular component: cytoplasm. Gene Ontology annotation, biological process: protein modification process. Lineage: Eukaryota; Metazoa; Chordata; Actinopteri; Gymnotiformes; Gymnotidae.